AUGUUCUUCCCCUUUAGCUCCCUUUUGCUCUCAAUUCUCACAAUCUCCACCGAAUCCAAUUACUCGUCUAAUGUGGACCUGAAUCAAUUCGCUCCUCCCGCCGCUCCUUCGUUAUCAGGGAUUUCUCCUCGGAUUCGCUCACGAACCGUCGACAGAAGAUCCCAAACCUACACAGACUGGUCCCAAUUCCUCCACCGUAAUCGGAUCCUCUUCAUCGUCUGCGUCAAAAGGAGUCAACAACAAUGUCUCCACCCAAGUCUAGCCGUCGCCACCGAUCCCAAACCUACGCAGACUGGUCCACCCAACUCCACCACCGUAAACGGAUCCUCUUCAUGUCCGAAAUUGAUAGUGAAGGUAAGAACUUUUGAGCUUGAUCGCAAACUCAUCAAGCUCCAAAUUUGGGAUACAGCUGGUCAUGAAUGGUUUCAAACCAUCACCACUGCAGUUCAAGUUUAUGUCUUUGUUCGAGUUAUAAGUGCUUCUCCUAUUCUUUUGUUUUUUGGUUUUGAUUAUGAUAAGAUAGUCUCUUCUCCUAGCAGCUCUGAUGAGUUUAAGGUUUUGCUUCAGGUGGGACGGAGGUUACCACUGCCUACGAGCACAUAUAUGGCGUUUAAGAUGCUAGAUUGCACCAUGAAGCUGCCAAAACAGUUGUUCGGGAAGGCGGAGUAG
Microthlaspi erraticum is the source of this 669-nucleotide messenger RNA. NCBI's taxonomy places the organism in Eukaryota, Viridiplantae, Streptophyta, Magnoliopsida, Brassicales, Brassicaceae. The record is from the annotation of a GenBank genome assembly.